Tetrahymena thermophila SB210 is the source of this 2304-nucleotide messenger RNA. Its product is annotated as kinase domain protein. Gene Ontology annotation, molecular function: protein kinase activity; ATP binding; protein binding. Gene Ontology annotation, biological process: protein phosphorylation. The transcript has 11 exons. Lineage: Eukaryota; Ciliophora; Oligohymenophorea; Hymenostomatida; Tetrahymenidae. The record is from RefSeq and is a predicted model, not a curated record.
AUGAUUAAUCCAUCCUUUAAUUUUUAUUAUAAGAUAUUAUUUUAUCGAUUUUAAAAACUAUUGUUUUCUUAUUUAUUUAUCUCAAUAAAUAAAUAUUAUUUUAUUUUGUUUUUUAUUUCAUUAAAUUAAGUUAAAAUAGAACCUAUAAUAAAUAUAUAUUUAUAAAAAAAUAAAGUGAAAUUGAUUAUUUUAUAUUAAUUAUUAUUAAAUUAUUUUGUAAGCAAUUAAUAGAAUAAAUUUAAUUUUUAUGCUUAACGGGUAAAUCAAAAACUGUUUAAAUCUUCUUGUUAUUUUUAAUUAAUUAUCAAAAAAAAAGAAUCAUUCAUAUAUAAUUACUUUUUCAGUUAACAAAUUUUUACAAUUAAAUUAAAAAAACAAAGAAAUUAAUUAAAAGAAAAGAAAGAAAAAAAAGGUAAAUAAAAAAAGAUUUAAUUAGAAAAUAAAAUAUAUUAUUCAAAUUAAUUUAAAAAAUAUUUUUUCUUUUACGCUAAAUAUUAUAAUUAUUUUUUAUAUUAGCAAUUGCUACUAAUCAUGUAACAAUAACAAGAUAUUCAGCUUAAAUAUGAAGCACCUGCAGAAAAAUUUGAAGAAAUUUUUGAGGAAUACUUGUAGAAACAUAAGAAAAGUAUGAUUUUUGAUUCAGAUGAACUAAUAUCGAUUUACAAUGAGCUUCAAAAGGAGAAGAUAUACUUAACAUCCUACAUUUCACAAGGUGGUUUUGGAUGUAUUUUUGAGGCUAAGCACAAUGAAGAAAUAGUAGCUAUCAAAUGUAGCAAAACUAACUUUCAAAAAAUAGAAGAAGAAGAAAAAAUACUGAAUUUGUUAAAGGAUACUCCUUAUGUUUUUAAAUUUAUCAAAGGGUUUACAAACUAAAAAAAAUCAAGAUACUAUCAGAUUUCUAAAAGAUAUUCAUGCAAUCUUAAAGAAAUUAUGAAAAGCUUCUUUGACUAGAGAAAAACUCUACCACUAAACUAAAUAAUUGGUUUUGCUAUUCAGAUGUCAACAGUCUUUGAAAAAAUUGAGUAGAAUAAGUUGCUUCAUUCUGAUAUUAAACCUGAGAAUAUCCUUUAUGAUAGCUAAGAAAAAUGUUUUUAUCUAAGUGAUUAUGGAGAGUCUAAAUAAUUUUAAAAUGGAUCAAAAACUUACGAUCUCAAAGGGUAUACACCAAAAUAUGCAGCUCCAGAAAUUACAGAUAUAUAAAAUGGUAUCUUCAAUAUCAAAUAUGACAUUUAUGGCUUAGGAGUAAUUCUCCUUGAAUUAACCCUUGGAAAGUUUCUAGAAGACUCAGAUUGUUCUUUUAUCAGAAAUGGAUCACUACCAAAAUAUAUAAGCAAAAAUGCUUUAUAUUAAGAUAUUAACUAAAUCAUAGUUAAAAUGCUUGAAAAAAUGCCUUCGAAUAGAAUUGGUUCAUUUGAACUAACUAAAAAAUUAAAUGAGCUAAGACUAAAGCUAGAAAAUUAGUUCAUUUGUGCAGUAUAAGACAAAUUGGAUUUUACUGAAUCUAAUAUGAUGAUUUCAAAAUUCAGACAAUCUUUUCUUAAAUUUAACUACACAUGCAAACAAAGUGAAGUCAGAUUAGAUAAGUACAAUUUUGAAAGUUACAGAAAUCUCUCUAAAAUCUAGGAAUGCAUAGCAAAGAGGCUUGUUCAUGACUUAAAUCUUAAUUUCAGCUAUAAUAACCUUGGUGCAGAUGGAGCUAAGAACAUUGGAAUGAGCUUGGAGAAGUGCCAAAAUAUAACAUCUUUGAAUCUCAAUCUCUAGGGUAAUAAGCUUGGUGCAGAUGGAGCUAAGAACAUUGGAAUGAGCUUGGAGAAGUGCCAAAAUAUAACAUCUUUGAAUCUCAAUCUAUGUUGGAAUAACCUUGGUGCAGAUGGAGCUAAGAACAUUGGAAUGAGCUUGGAGAAGUGCCAAAAUAUAACAUCUUUGAAUCUCAAUCUAUCGGAUAAUAAACUUGGUGCAGAUGGAGCUAAGAACAUUGGAAUGAGCUUGGAGAAGUGCCAAAAUAUAACAUCUUUGAAUCUCAAUCUAUCGGAUAAUGAGCUUGGUGCAGAUGGAGCUAAGAACAUUGGAAUGAGCUUGGAGAAGUGCCAAAAUAUAACAUCUUUGAAUCUCAAUCUAUAGGAUAAUAAACUUGGUGCAGAUGGAGCUAAGAACAUUGGAAUGAGCUUGGAGAAGUGCCAAAAUAUAACAUCUUUGAAUCUCGAUCUAUGGUAAUUUAACUAACUAUCAAUUUAUUUAGUUUGUUUUAAUUAAUACAUUUGUGAAAUUGAAACUUAAAACAAAUGGGUUUGGAGAAUUAAUUGA